UAGCAGCAGCAGCCGCCGCCGGAGCAGCUGGGGCCGCCCCCCCCUCCACCACCACCGCUGCAGCGGCAGUAGCAGCGAGGAGGAGGAGCCGUCGGGACUGUGUCUGUGUACUUGGGAGGAGGAGGAAGAGAAGGAAGGGUGUUUCCCAAGGGCUGUUCCCAGUCCGAGUGACUCAAAGCAGGAAAUUCCCCAGGACCGGCCAGCCCGAGCUGGGGAGCGCGGGGUCCCGGGAGCAAGCCCCUCCGCCCUGCCCGGGGGCUAGGGACGCCUUGCUGGGGAGUAGCAGCUGGGCAGAGGCGCCUCCCCCACCGCCCGGAUCAAGAUGACUGCCCAGGUGACUCUGGAAGAUGCUCUGUCCAAUGUGGACCUCCUCGAGGAAUUGCCGCUGCCAGACCAGCAGCCGUGUAUUGAGCCCCCACCGUCCUCUUUGCUCUAUCAGCCAAACUUCAACACUAACUUUGAAGACAGAAAUGCAUUUGUCACAGGCAUUGCAAGAUACAUCGAACAAGCAACAGUUCAUUCUAGCAUGAAUGAGAUGUUGGAGGAAGGUCAAGAAUAUGCUGUCAUGCUGUACACAUGGAGAAGCUGCUCCAGGGCCAUUCCUCAGGUUAAAUGCAACGAACAACCGAACAGAGUGGAGAUUUAUGAGAAGACUGUGGAGGUGCUAGAACCAGAAGUCACCAAACUGAUGAAUUUUAUGUACUUUCAGAGAAAUGCUAUUGAACGUUUCUGUGGGGAGGUGAGACGGUUGUGCCAUGCAGAAAGGAGGAAGGACUUUGUAUCUGAGGCAUAUUUAAUCACCCUGGGCAAGUUCAUCAACAUGUUUGCUGUUCUGGAUGAAUUGAAAAAUAUGAAGUGCAGCGUGAAGAAUGAUCACUCGGCGUAUAAACGAGCCGCUCAGUUUUUGCGUAAAAUGGCCGACCCACAGUCCAUCCAGGAGUCCCAGAACCUCUCCAUGUUCUUGGCAAACCACAACAAGAUUACUCAAUCUCUACAGCAACAGCUCGAGGUGAUUGCCGGUUACGAAGAGCUCCUCGCAGACAUUGUAAAUUUGUGCGUGGACUACUAUGAGAAUAAAAUGUACUUGACACCCAGUGAGAAACACAUGCUUCUCAAAGUGAUGGGAUUUGGACUGUACCUGAUGGAUGGAAGCGUCAGUAAUAUCUAUAAGUUAGAUGCCAAGAAAAGAAUAAAUUUAACUAAAAUAGACAAGUUCUUUAAGCAACUUCAGGUGGUUCCACUGUUCGGUGACAUGCAGAUUGAAUUGGCACGAUACAUUAAGACCAGUGCCCACUAUGAGGAAAACAAGUCUCGAUGGACGUGCACAUCUUCGAGUAGUAGCCCCCAGUACAACAUCUGUGAGCAGAUGAUCCAGAUAAGGGAAGACCACAUGCGUUUCAUCUCAGAGCUGGCUCGCUACAGUAAUAAUGAGGUAGUGACUGGAUCUGGCCGACAGGAAGCCCAGAAAACAGAUGGCGAGUAUCGCAAGCUCUUUGAUCUCUCUCUCCAAGGAUUACAGCUGUUGUCUCAGUGGAGUGCGCAUGUCAUGGAAGUGUAUUCAUGGAAACUCGUGCACCCGACUGACAAGUACUCCAACAAGGACUGCCCUGACAAUGCGGAGGAGUAUGAGCGAGCCACACGGUAUAACUACACCAGUGAGGAGAAGUUUGCUUUGGUGGAGGUGAUUGCUAUGAUCAAAGGCUUACAGGUGCUGAUGGGGAGGAUGGAAAGUGUGUUCAAUCAUGCCAUUCGUCAUACCAUUUACGCAGCCCUUCAGGACUUCUCCCAGGUUACACUCAGGGAGCCUCUGAGACAGGCCAUCAAAAAGAAGAAAAAUGUCAUUCAGAGUGUUCUACAGGCUAUCAGGAAAACAGUGUGUGAUUGGGAAGCAGGACAUGAGCCAUUCAAUGAUCCUGCUCUAAGAGGAGAGAAGGACCCAAAGACUGGCUUUGACAUUAAAGUUCCAAGACGGGCAGUGGGACCAUCCAGUACUCAGCUUUACAUGGUGAGAACCAUGCUAGAGUCCCUCAUUGCAGACAAAAGUGGUUCCAAGAAAACUUUGAGAAGUAGCCUUGAGGGGCCCACCAUAUUGGACAUAGAAAAAUUUCAUCGAGAGUCAUUCUUCUACACUCAUUUGAUAAAUUUCAGUGAAACCCUUCAGCAGUGCUGUGACCUCUCCCAGUUAUGGUUCCGAGAGUUUUUCUUGGAAUUGACCAUGGGCAGGAGGAUCCAGUUCCCGAUUGAGAUGUCCAUGCCAUGGAUCCUGACAGAUCACAUCCUUGAGACCAAGGAAGCAUCCAUGAUGGAGUAUGUUCUUUAUUCCUUGGACCUGUAUAAUGACAGUGCUCAUUAUGCUUUGACCAAAUUCAAAAAGCAGUUUCUCUAUGAUGAAAUUGAGGCAGAGGUGAAUUUGUGUUUUGACCAAUUUGUCUACAAAUUAGCAGACCAGAUAUUUGCCUAUUACAAAGUUAUGGCAGGAAGUUUGCUUCUCGAUAAACGGUUACGGUCAGAAUGCAAGAAUCAAGGAGCAACGAUUCACUUGCCACCAUCAAACCGCUAUGAGACACUACUAAAGCAGAGACAUGUACAGCUUCUUGGUAGGUCAAUAGACCUCAAUCGUCUAAUUACCCAGCGUAUUUCGGCCGCUGUGUAUAAAUCGAUGGAGCUGGCAAUUGGGAGGUUUGAAAGUGAGGACCUGACCUCAAUAGUUGAGCUGGAUGGUCUUGUAGAAAUAAACCGAAUGACCCACAAGCUACUAAGCAAGUACAUGACCUUGGACAGCUUUGAUGCGAUGUUCCGAGAGGCCAAUCAUAAUGUAUCAGCACCAUAUGGAAGAAUCACUCUUCAUGUCUUUUGGGAACUCAACUAUGACUUUCUUCCAAACUACUGUUACAAUGGGUCUACCAACAGAUUUGUUCGGACAGUGUUACCGUUUUCUCAGGAAUUUCAAAGAGAUAAGCAGCCUAACGCACAGCCGCAGUAUCUUCAUGGAUCCAAGGCUUUGAACUUGGCCUACUCCAGCAUUUAUAGCAACUAUAGAAACUUUGUGGGUCCUCCACAUUUUAAAGUCAUCUGCAGACUUCUUGGCUAUCAGGGCAUUGCUGUGGUAAUGGAAGAGUUACUGAAGGUCGUCAAGAGCCUGUUGCAAGGUACCAUUCUUCAGUAUGUGAAGACAUUGAUGGAAGUGAUGCCAAAGAUAUGUCGAUUGCCCAGACAUGAGUAUGGCUCUCCAGGAAUCCUGGAGUUUUUCCACCAUCAGCUGAAGGACAUUGUUGAAUAUGCAGAACUGAAGACGGUCUGUUUCCAGAACCUAAGGGAAGUGGGAAAUGCUGUUCUCUUUUGUCUCCUCAUAGAGCAGAGUUUGUCCUUAGAAGAGGUGUGUGAUUUGCUGCAUGCUGCUCCAUUCCAGAAUAUCUUGCCAAGGGUUCAUGUCAAAGAAGGUGAAAGACUUGAUGCAAAAAUGAAAAGAUUAGAAUCAAAAUAUGCUCCAUUGCAUCUUGUUCCUUUAAUUGAGAGACUGGGGACACCUCAGCAAAUUGCAAUAGCAAGAGAAGGAGAUUUGCUGACCAAGGAACGUCUCUGCUGUGGUUUAUCUAUGUUUGAAGUGAUCCUGACCCGGAUUCGGACAUUCCUAGAUGAUCCCAUCUGGCGUGGACCUCUCCCAAGCAAUGGGGUCAUGCAUGUAGAUGAAUGUGUGGAAUUCCACAGGCUUUGGAGUGCCAUGCAAUUUGUGUACUGUAUUCCUGUAGGAACACAUGAAUUCACUGUAGAACAGUGCUUUGGAGAUGGGCUCCACUGGGCUGGAUGCAUGAUUAUUGUGCUUCUAGGACAACAGCGUCGUUUUGAUGUACUGGACUUCUGCUACCAUCUGCUUAAAGUACAAAAACAUGAUGGCAAAGAUGAAGUGAUAAAGAAUGUGCCUUUGAAGAAGAUGGUUGAGAGAAUCCGAAAGUUCCAGAUCUUAAAUGAUGAAAUAAUUACUAUCUUGGACAAGUACUUGAAAUCUGGUGAUGGAGAAAGCACUCCUGUGGAACAUGUGCGCUGCUUCCAACCCCCCAUCCACCAAUCUCUGGCCAGCACCUGAGGGAUGUACAGCUUGUCAAAUCUUUAGCGUGGUUCCAGUAAAUCACAGUAGCAUGCUUUCUUUUCCCUCCUUAAAAUAGCUAGAGUUUAGGAAAUAUUUUUCAGUAUUUUUUUUUGUGCUUGUUAAAACGGUGGUGCUCUUUUGAUUUCAAUCUAAAAGCUUAAUUUUAUACAAUCUAUACUUAUUUUUCUAGACUAAAAUUUUAUAUGCUUUUGGAAAUUAAGAUGUCUGAGAAAAGUAAUGGCUGCUUAUUGUUAUUGCCAUAAUCUUGGGAAGUUCUUCAGCUGAUACUCCCAGCAGCUAAUACAUAGGAAGCUGUUGAGUUAAUUUAUUUAUCAGUUGUCAGUGUUCAAGAAAAGUGGAAAGAAUAGUGGACUUGGGUGAAAAACACUUUAUAUACCAGCUAAUUGUAAUAAAAUUGUCUAUGUAUUAGAAUAAAACUACAUGCUCAAUUAUUUUUUAGCGUUAUUAAGAUCUUCUGGUGGCGUUUUAUGAAUGCAUUCUUUAGUUGUUGCUUUUUCUUGCCACGGGUGUUACUGCCUUAUUUCUCCCUCCCCAAUAGAACUGUCAAAAUAUAGUAUGUGAGAGAUAUGAUUUAAAGUUAUGGAAAUAAAACUAGUGAAUCUUGA
Messenger RNA from Trichosurus vulpecula (common brushtail), 4713 nucleotides. It is a transcript of the gene CYFIP1, whose product is annotated as cytoplasmic FMR1 interacting protein 1. Gene Ontology annotation, biological process: lamellipodium assembly; cell morphogenesis; regulation of translation. Bases 323 to 4084 code for a protein of 1253 amino acids. Lineage: Eukaryota; Metazoa; Chordata; Mammalia; Diprotodontia; Phalangeridae. The record is from RefSeq and is a predicted model, not a curated record. Gene Ontology annotation, molecular function: small GTPase binding; RNA 7-methylguanosine cap binding. The transcript has 31 exons. Gene Ontology annotation, cellular component: neuron projection; synapse; SCAR complex.